AUGGCUUCAGGAUACGGACUUGCUGGUGGCCCAUCCCGCUGCUUCCCCUUCUGGCAAGAAGUCCUAGCAUGCUACACCACCAACACAAACGCCGAGGACGAUUCGGGCAAAGCAAAAUGCGCACCCGUCCUUGAGGACUACUACGAGUGCCUUCACCACAAGAAGGAGGCCGCCCGUACCCUCGCCCUCCAGGCCGCGUACCGCAAGGCCGAAGCCAACAUAAAACGCGACGACGCACCUUCAGCGGGCGAGAUAAGGCGAUUGGGUGUCUUGGAUGCGCCGCUUGAGGAGAAGAACCUCAAGCCGAGCAAGUGGUUCCCGCACAAGGAGAUUAACUAG
Alternaria alternata is the source of this 339-nucleotide messenger RNA. RefSeq names its product NADH:ubiquinone oxidoreductase 11.5kD subunit. Bases 1 to 339 code for a protein of 112 amino acids. Gene Ontology annotation, biological process: mitochondrial respiratory chain complex I assembly. The record is from RefSeq and is a predicted model, not a curated record. The transcript has 3 exons. Lineage: Eukaryota; Fungi; Ascomycota; Dothideomycetes; Pleosporales; Pleosporaceae.